UGCUGCGGCUUAGGCGUGGCGUCCGCUCCGGGCGCCUGAAGGAGACUUGGAGUUUUUGGGGUCCCGCUGCUUGAGUCGCUGGGAGUCGUUGCCGCCGCCGCCGCCGCCGCCACUGCCGGCUAUCCAUGAGGAAGAUGCUCGCCGCUGUCUCUCGCGUGUUGGGCAUCGCCCAGAAGCCGGCAAGCAGAGUGCUCGUGGCCUCCCGUAAUUUUGCAAAUGAUGCUACAUUUGAAAUUAAGAAAUGCGAUCUUCACCGGCUGGAGGAGGGACCUCCUGUCACCACAGUGCUCACCAGGGAGGACGGGCUUAAGUACUACAGGAUGAUGCAGACGGUCCGCCGGAUGGAGUUAAAGGCAGAUCAGCUGUACAAGCAGAAGAUUAUUCGUGGUUUCUGUCACUUGUGUGAUGGUCAGGAAGCUUGUUGUGUGGGCCUGGAGGCUGGCAUAAAUCCUACAGACCAUCUUAUCACAGCCUAUCGGGCUCAUGGCUUUACCUUCACUCGUGGGCUUUCUGUCCGAGAAAUUCUCGCAGAGCUUACAGGACGAAGAGGAGGCUGUGCUAAAGGGAAAGGAGGAUCGAUGCACAUGUACGCCAAGAACUUCUAUGGGGGCAACGGCAUCGUCGGAGCUCAGGUGCCCUUGGGAGCGGGGAUUGCUCUGGCCUGUAAGUAUAAUGGAAAGGAUGAGGUCUGUCUGACUUUAUAUGGCGACGGUGCUGCUAAUCAGGGUCAGAUAUUUGAAGCUUACAACAUGGCAGCUUUGUGGAAACUGCCGUGUAUUUUCAUCUGUGAGAAUAACCGCUAUGGAAUGGGAACAUCUGUUGAGAGAGCAGCGGCCAGCACGGACUACUACAAGAGAGGCGACUUCAUCCCUGGGCUGAGGGUAGAUGGAAUGGACAUCUUGUGUGUCCGGGAGGCAACAAGGUUUGCAGCUGCCUACUGUAGAUCUGGAAAGGGGCCCAUACUGAUGGAGCUACAGACCUACCGUUAUCACGGACACAGCAUGAGCGACCCUGGCGUCAGUUACCGUACCCGAGAAGAGAUUCAGGAAGUAAGAAGUAAGAGUGACCCUAUCAUGCUGCUCAAGGAUAGAAUGGUGAACAGCAAUCUGGCCAGUGUUGAAGAAUUAAAGGAAAUUGAUGUUGAAGUGAGGAAGGAAAUUGAGGAUGCUGCCCAGUUUGCCACUGCUGAUCCUGAACCACCUUUGGAAGAGCUAGGCUAUCACAUUUACAGCAGCGAUCCGCCUUUUGAAGUUCGGGGUGCCAAUCAGUGGAUCAAGUUUAAGUCCAUCAGUUAAGGGGCGAGCGUACGUGACGGACGGCUACACCUUCAGGGGGCUCUUGGGCUCCAUCUGUAAGGGACUCUGUUCUCAACUUUGUUAAGGAAGAAAACCCCGGAAGAACAAUGUAGGUUAAGAUAGUAAGUGCAUGUGUUUUGUACAGUGUUGCAUUAAAAGCUGUUAUUGCACACUUAA
Molecule: messenger RNA, 1472 nt
Organism: Lontra canadensis (Northern American river otter)
Lineage: Eukaryota; Metazoa; Chordata; Mammalia; Carnivora; Mustelidae
Gene: PDHA1
Product: pyruvate dehydrogenase E1 subunit alpha 1
Exons: 11
Coding region: 126-1295 (389 amino acids)
Biological process (GO): pyruvate decarboxylation to acetyl-CoA
Cellular component (GO): intracellular membrane-bounded organelle
Molecular function (GO): pyruvate dehydrogenase (acetyl-transferring) activity
Source: RefSeq, a predicted model, not a curated record